Aspergillus melleus is the source of this 2709-nucleotide messenger RNA. RefSeq names its product STE11 family mitogen-activated protein kinase kinase kinase (gene STE11). Bases 1 to 2709 code for a protein of 902 amino acids. Gene Ontology annotation, molecular function: protein kinase activity; protein binding; ATP binding. The transcript is spliced from 4 exons. The record is from RefSeq and is a predicted model, not a curated record. Gene Ontology annotation, biological process: signal transduction; protein phosphorylation. Lineage: Eukaryota; Fungi; Ascomycota; Eurotiomycetes; Eurotiales; Aspergillaceae.
AUGCUGGCGUCAAAACCCUCGUAUACCCCAUUGGGUGUGCCGACGACCCAAACCCCGACAGCGUCAUACCAUACCGGAUCACAGAAAUCUGCCGUUUUCUCCAACCCCCAGGAUGGAACCUUGUAUACAAGCCCCACGGAGUCGGAGUUUACAGGCGGACAGGACGGUCUUGAUGCUGUUCGGUCCUGGGACGAGAAGCAGGUGGUUGCCUGGCUGCACAGCAUAAACUGCGGCCAAUACGAACCUUUGUUCAGAGCAAACAACUUCAAUGGCAACAACCUGAUCGAAUGCGACCAGAAGAUUCUUCAAGAACUGGGUGUGAAGAAAAUUGGCGACCGAGUCCGGAUUUUCGUGGCUAUUAAACAGCUUCGCACCAAGUCGGUUGUUAAUCGCAAGCAACGGAACCUGAAUCAAUUGGCCUCCCUGGAAGCUACUACUUACGCAUCUACCCACGAUUCUUCUCGCCCGCCCCUUCGACAACAGACCUUGAACAAUCGCCGAUUAUCUCGAACCGCCGAUACUGGUCUCCAUGGUCACUCGUCCGGCAGACCGUCAUCUCGUCCAGGGUCCCCACUGCGAGCUCAAAGGUAUGCCGGCAGCCCGAUGGACGCUGGUCGAAAAGACCAAGGUCAGGGCUAUUUCAGCCACCCGUCGUCGGGCGGUUCGACCUCCGGACGCAACCCAGGAACCCCCGGCGAGGGACAUAUUCAUAAGAGUGCCUCGCAUUUGCGACAAAAUCCGAGUCUGGACGGCUUGAUGGGCAUUCUGCCCACAAACUCGCCAGUCAUCCGCGUCAUCUACACAGGGGGGCAGACCAAGGUUUUGAACAUCAAGCACUGCAAAACUGCAGAUGAGGUUAUUCUUUGUGUUCUGAAGAAACUGCAGCUCCCUGAACACCAAUACCGGAACUAUUGCUUCUACGUUCUGGACGGCCUGGAACCGAACCCGUCUAAUUGCCGAAGACUCGGGGAUCAUGAACUAAUGGAGAUAUGUGAGGGCGCGCACAGAUCCGAGCGAAGUCGACUCAUUCUACGGAAAAUUCAUGCCGGAGAACCUGAUACCGAUGAGCUUCGUCGCGCGUCCCAGCUUGCCAUGGAUGAAAGCCAAUUAACACACCUCAACGCCUUGAACAGCUCAAACAUGCGUAACCAGCUUAAGAUCCAACAACUCACCGGCGAAUCCUGGCACAAUAUCAAGCAGCCUAUGUCGCCCGUGUCCACUCGUCACCACGCCAACCCAAGCGACCCAGAGCUACAACUCUUGAACGCGGAGCGUCACCCCGUGUCCAAGCUGCGGUCAUUCUUCGGUGCUCGACCGCCUAGCGAGAUGAUCAUCCAUGAGAUCACCUCGUAUUUCCCCAGCCAUCAUCGCGAAGACAUCGAGAAGACGAUGCGCAUGUCCGUGCGCAGAUCUCAACGGUUGAGUCGAGCAGCAAGUCGGAUGAGCGUCGUCAGUAAUACAAGCUAUGCAUCGAGUUUGAGGGACGCACCCCCAAUUCCUAGCAUUGCUGAUACUUGGCUUAACCCCGGGGCGCAGCCUACCCGGGCGUCGAGGCCGCUCUCCGUGUCGAAGUUUAGCCUUCCCCAAACCGCGUAUCGGGACUCUAUCGCAUCGAGUUCCCUUCAACCGCUUCAGGAGGAAUCCCCCAUCGAGCCGAAUCGCAAAUCGUACGUUUCGUUCGACAGUGGCUCUGAUGACCCCAGCAAUUCUCGCCAAAGCUUGCUGGAUGAGAAUGCGAGCGUGGCCGCUACCGAUGGAGGCUCGUUCAAUGAGCGACUCAGUGUGCUCGUGGCUGACGACGGGGAAGAAGAGGAUGACGGCCUCAAUGACUUCCUGGCCGGAAACAAUUUCGCCCCGAAGAAUUGGAUGAAGGGUUCCCUGAUCGGUGAAGGAUCGUUUGGCAGCGUGUUCCUGGCUCUGCACUCUAUCACCGGAGAGCUGAUGGCGGUCAAGCAAGUCGAAAUUCCAUCGGCAACCAAGGGCACCGAGUUCGACAAACGGAAAAAUAGCAUGGUCACCGCACUAAAGCAUGAAAUUGAACUUCUCCAGGGGAUGCAUCAUCCCAACAUUGUGCAGUACUUGGGCACUUCGGCCGACGACCAGUACCUGAACAUUUUCUUGGAAUAUGUUCCAGGAGGCUCCAUUGCCACGAUGCUGAAACAAUACAACACUUUCCAGGAGCCCUUGAUCAAGAACUUUGUCCGGCAAAUCCUGUCGGGACUUUCCUACCUUCACAGCCAAGAUAUCAUCCAUCGUGACAUCAAGGGUGCCAACAUCCUCGUGGAUAACAAGGGCGGUAUCAAGAUCUCCGAUUUUGGUAUCUCCAAGCGAGUAGAGGCGUCUACGGUUCUGGGAUCUCGUGCCAGCGGCACGGGAGCCGGCCACUUGCAUCGUCCCUCGUUGCAGGGCAGUGUAUACUGGAUGGCUCCGGAAGUUGUUCGACAGACAGCCCACACCAAGAAGGCCGACAUCUGGUCUCUGGGCUGUCUUGUCGUGGAGAUGUUCAUCGGCGCCCACCCCUUCCCGGACUGUAGUCAACUACAAGCCAUUUUCGCCAUCGGCAGCAACAAAGCCCGACCUCCCGCUCCGGAGAUGGCCAGCGAAGACGCCGUGGCUUUCUUAGACAUGACCUUCCAAGUCGACUACGAGCAGCGACCGAGCGCGGAUGAAUUACUAAAGUGCCAGUUCUUGACCGCGCCUCUUGCCUGA